AUGUACAGUCUUCAUGUCAAGCGCAGAAGAGUCUGUGUCAGCCCACACGGUCAUAUGAUUAAGCAUUGGAUGAAAGCACAAGCAGCCAAGAGAAAUUCCAAAGGCAACAUUUGCCUUAAGAAGAGUCACCACAGCAAGAAGAGCAGGAAACAGGAGAAACACGAAGCACACGGCCAUAAGACGCCUUAUUAGAGAGCUUACAGAUUCGUCUGCAGUGGUGGUUCCUGAAGUAAACUUAGCCCUGGGUGACUAUAAACUUUCCAUUUGUAAUGUUACUUACUGCAAUCCAACAGGGCAAAGCAAAAAACUGCUUUCUUUUAAAGGAACUGUGCUGUAGUAGACCCAUAUAACUAUAAUAAUAGAUACAACUUUGAAACAAAAUGGAUAAAGAAUCUUUAGAUAGUACUUUAGAAGAUAAUAUACUGAUAUAAUUUCUUCAGCUUUUUAUUAUGAAUGCCCCCCCAUGAACUACAGAGAAGUUGAAAAAUGGUACGAUGAGUACCCAUAUAACUUCUCUAGAUCAUUCAUUAUUAAGACUUUGCCACAUUGUUUUUUCAAUAAUUUGAGAAUAGGUUGCAGACUCCAUGA
This is a messenger RNA of Echinops telfairi (small Madagascar hedgehog), 588 nucleotides long. It is a transcript of the gene CCL28, whose product is annotated as C-C motif chemokine ligand 28. The record is from RefSeq and is a predicted model, not a curated record. The transcript is spliced from 2 exons. Lineage: Eukaryota; Metazoa; Chordata; Mammalia; Afrosoricida; Tenrecidae. Gene Ontology annotation, cellular component: extracellular region. Gene Ontology annotation, biological process: cell chemotaxis; immune response; positive regulation of cell-matrix adhesion. The coding region runs from base 1 to 192 and encodes 63 amino acids. Gene Ontology annotation, molecular function: chemokine activity.